AUGGUGUUGAUCAACGGCGUUAAGUACGCCUGUGAGCGGUGUAUCAGGGGCCACAGAGUCACAACGUGCACACAUGUCGACCAGCCAAUCAUGAUGAUCAAACCCAAGGGCCGGCCCUCGACGCAGUGUGCGCACUGCCGACAACAACGCAAGCUGAAGAACGCACACGUAGCCUGCACUUGCAACUCGAAAACCAAAGACCACGACGUGGGCUGUGCGUGCCACGUCGACGGCGAGUGCACGUGCUCGUCGAAGCAGAAGAAGGCAGGCUCGAAGAAGAAGGACGAGGACGCCAAAGAACAGAAGUCGAAAAUCUCCCCUCCCGAGUCGCUGUCGCUGAAUAUUGACAAAGAUAACGUCAACGGUGUUAUUCAGUCAUGGGGUAUGGCGUCGCCGCCUCUGGGAUCCGAAUCCCAGCAGAAUGACAGCCUACUGUCGCUGAACUCCGCUACCUCAGACAAGCCGUCGCAGGGACUCCAGUACCAGCAGUUCUCGAAACGGCUGGUGGGGACGGACCCGCUCCAGAACUUUCGGUCGUCGACGCCGCAUGGCCAGCAUAAGAAGGCUGGGGAAAUCCAUGUUUCUGUUGACGAGUACGUUGCGCCGCUGAACACGAUGAACAGCAACUUCUCUACUCUCAUGAGCAGUAUUUCGACCUCAGAGCCGGUCGUGCCUCCGGCCACUGCUAACGGACGGUCCAAGUCGAACUCAAUGACCAGCGAACCGUUCCAGGGCAUCAACACGUCCGGAUCUGGUCUUUUAGACAGUUUCGACGACAACAACUCUUCCAAGCUGUACCACAACCGCAACAGAAACGUUUCGAGCGGCUCGGUGAUUUCAAGUCCGCGAGAAUCGAUCAACCCUGACUCUCUGUUCCCGCUCUUCCCGCUGAUCGGCCCGUCGCAGUCGUACUCGUCACACUCAUCUCUUCCCUCCACACCCUCCCACCAGAGUCUCAACGACCUGAUUUCAACGCAGCCCACGGGACAGAAACUGUCGCAUACCAACCUGAACUCUCAUAAUAGCAAAAACCACCAUAAUUAUCCGCAGAUGCUUAAGAAAAACCUCACGGGCUCGUCCACCCAUUCCAGCGGAUCGUUGAGCCACUCGCACCACCAUGGCGUUCACGGCCACUCUCAUCAAUCGCACUACUCGCCGUAUCCCCAGCACAUGAUGGCCCAGCAGCCGCGGAGAUCCAAUUCAUUUUUGUCCGUUUCGUCGUCCAACACGGUGAACUCGUCGCUGGGUUCGCCAAACUCGAUUCUGACCAACGAAAGACCGCCGUUGGUGAGUGCCAACUCGACAGACUCGCUGAACGGGUUCCAGCUGACGAAUGCCAAAACAAAUACCACGCUGAUGGACGAUCUCUACCAGACCAGAACUUACACGGAGUCCGGAAUGAAGCCGUUCUCGAUAGUCCCGGAGGAGGAAGAUUCUGGCUCGACCCCCGCGUCCGAAGUGUCACAGCUGCGCACCGUCAAGCACACUGUGGACCCGGCAUUUGACGCAAGUGCAAUAGGCACGAUCCCGCUGACCACCUCCUCCGAUCUGGCGAACGCCACGGACCAACGAACAGAGACCACUGCUGCUCAGACAGACUACUCGAGCUAUCUGGGCAACAUAGACUACCUAGACAGUCUGCUGGAGCAGUCCGCCGACCAGGCAGACUUAUCCAGCUUCAUCGACCUUCAGAGUGCCCAGACACAGGAGCAAGCCUAG
This is a messenger RNA of Ogataea haglerorum, 1719 nucleotides long. RefSeq lists its product as uncharacterized. The transcript has a single exon. Gene Ontology annotation, cellular component: nucleus. Lineage: Eukaryota; Fungi; Ascomycota; Pichiomycetes; Pichiales; Pichiaceae. Gene Ontology annotation, molecular function: DNA-binding transcription factor activity, RNA polymerase II-specific; RNA polymerase II cis-regulatory region sequence-specific DNA binding; copper ion binding. Gene Ontology annotation, biological process: intracellular copper ion homeostasis; positive regulation of transcription by RNA polymerase II; intracellular iron ion homeostasis. Bases 1 to 1719 code for a protein of 572 amino acids. The record is from RefSeq and is a predicted model, not a curated record.